This is a messenger RNA of Lactuca sativa (garden lettuce), 849 nucleotides long. NCBI's taxonomy places the organism in Eukaryota, Viridiplantae, Streptophyta, Magnoliopsida, Asterales, Asteraceae. The record is from RefSeq and is a predicted model, not a curated record.
AUGAUGCAAAAUGGAACUUGUUCUAUCCUUGAUCAGAGAUUUCUCUAUGAAAAAGACGAAUCAGAGUUUGAAGAGGGGGACGAGCGACAACAGAUAGAGGAGGAUUUAUUCAAUCACAUAGUUUGGGCUCCUAGAAUAUGGCGCCCUUGGGGCUUUCUAUUUGAUUGUAUCGAAAGGCCCAAUGAAUUGGGAUUUCCCUAUUGGUCCAGGUCAUUUCGGGGCAAGCGGAUCGUUUAUGAUGAAGAGGAUGAGCUUCAAGAGAAUGAUUCGGAGUUCUUGCAGAGUGGAACCGUGCAGUACCAGACACGAGAUAUAUCUUCCAAAGAACAAGGCCUUUUUCGAAUAAGCCAAUUCAUUUGGGACCCUGCAGAUCCACUCUUUUUCCUAUUCAAAGCUCAGCCCUUUGUCUCUGUGUUUUCACAUCGAGAAUUAUUUGCAGAUGAAGAAAUGUCAAAGGGGCUUCUUACUCCCCAAAAAAAUCGUCCUACAUCUCUAUAUAAACGUUGGUUUAUCAAGAAGACGCAAGAAAAGCACUUCGAAUUGUUGAUUAAUCGCCAGAGAUGGCUUAGAACCAAUCGUUCAUUAUCUAAUGGAUCUUUCCGUUCUAAUACUCUAUCCGAGAGUUAUCAGUAUUUAUCAAAUCUGUUCCUAUCUAACGGAACACUAUUGGAUCAAAUGACAAAGGCAUUGUUGAGAAAAAGAUGGCUUUUCCCGGAUGAAAUGCAAAUUGGAUUCAUGGAACAGGAUAAGGAUUUCCCAUUCCUUAGCCAGAAAGAUAUGUGGCCAUGAAAGGCGAAGGAAGGCUGGAAUGCCAACAGGCGUCUAUUAUUGAAUUCACCCGACCCGACA